ACGGAGGGAGUAUUAUAAAAUCAUUUCCCUGGCGGGACAGCAGCAGCAGCAGGUGCACUCCUAAGACUCAAAAAAGGAAAAAUAAAAAAGUGGGAGCCACGGGUAGCGCGGUAUCAGUUCGGAGUCGGAGCCGGAGAUCGGCGAUGACUGCCGCCGGUAAUCCCUCCGUCACUUCCACGGGACCACCGCCACGUGGCACUGCCAAUAGACCUUACGAUUCCUCUGUUGAUUUGGUUCCGCAGAGGAUAGUACUGUCGCCUGAUCAGCGUAGUUACUGUUUGGAAGCAUUAAAUGCCUUUAAGGACAAAAGGUCUCACUCUCCAGAUCAAAUUGCCUCUGAGUUCUCCACUUUGCAGGAAAAUAGGUUGAAAGCUUCAGAAAUGAAGAGUAGAUGCUUGGUGGCUAUGGACAGCACAAACAUCAGCAAGAAUCGUUAUACUGAUGUUAUCCCAUUUGACAAUAACCGGGUUGUUGUGGACCCAUGUAAAGACUACAGACCGUCAGCUAGGGGAUAUAUCAACGCAAGCUUUAUAUCGAUAUCUGAAGGGGUGUGUCGGUUUAUUGCAACACAAGGUCCACUAGCACACACCUAUGAAGACUUCUGGGAAAUGGUAAUCCAGCAUCGCUGUCCUGUGAUUGUGAUGCUUACCCGAUUGGUUGACAAUUACAAGACGGUGAAGUGUGGGGAUUACUUUCAGGCAGAAGAUGGACCUAGAACAUUUGGCAAUAUAUGUAUUGUGACAAAAUAUAUCACGUCGAGCGAUACCUCCUUAGUAUUGCGAACUCUGGAGGUGAACUAUAUUGAGUCAGAAGAACCGCCUUUGCGUGUUUUACACAUUCAGUAUCCUGAAUGGCCUGACCAUGGAGUUCCAAGAGACACACUUGCUGUUCGUGAAAUUCUUAAGCGAACAUACAGUGUGCCUCUUAGUCUUGGACCAAUUGUAGUACACUGCAGGUAUUGGUAGGACUGGAACAUAUUGCACAAUCCAUAAUACCAUCCAGAGAAUACUGGGUGGAGAUAUGUCAGCUCUUGACAUCGUUAAUACAGUAGCCAUUUUUAGGUCUCAGCGAAUUGGGAUGGUCCAGACCAUG
Messenger RNA from Lycium barbarum (goji berry), 1092 nucleotides. Its product is annotated as protein-tyrosine-phosphatase PTP1-like. NCBI's taxonomy places the organism in Eukaryota, Viridiplantae, Streptophyta, Magnoliopsida, Solanales, Solanaceae. The transcript has 7 exons. Gene Ontology annotation, biological process: protein dephosphorylation. The record is from RefSeq and is a predicted model, not a curated record. The coding region runs from base 144 to 965 and encodes 273 amino acids. Gene Ontology annotation, molecular function: protein tyrosine phosphatase activity.